Galendromus occidentalis (western predatory mite) is the source of this 848-nucleotide messenger RNA. RefSeq names its product 3-oxoacyl-[acyl-carrier-protein] reductase. The record is from RefSeq and is a predicted model, not a curated record. Lineage: Eukaryota; Metazoa; Arthropoda; Arachnida; Mesostigmata; Phytoseiidae. The transcript is spliced from 7 exons. The coding region runs from base 60 to 848 and encodes 262 amino acids.
UUCUCGAACAAGAGCCAGGCGUACAAAUUCAAUCGGAAGCUCGACCGCAGCCAGUUGAAAUGACUUCUUUUGAAGGAUAUAGCUUGACGGGAAAAGUUGCCGUCGUUACCGGAUCGAGCUCCGGCAUUGGAGCCGCUACUGCUCUUCUUAUGGCUCAGCGGGGAGCGAACGUCACCAUCCACGGGAGACGAACGGAUAAAUUAGAAGAGAUCGCGAAUCAGCUCGAGGAAGCUUCUGGUAACAGGCCCUACGUCGUGGUCGGAGAUAUCGAGGACUCUGAUGUCAGAGCGGACUUGAUCAACGGGACGAUCAACCAUUUCGGAAGGCUCGAUGUUCUUUGCAACAACGCCGGUUGGAUGAAGAUCGGAGGAAUGGAUCAAACGGAGGUGGACGAUCUCCGUACAAUGCUUGAGGUUCACAUCGUGGCACCGUUCGAGCUCUGCAAGUUAGCUAUGUCGGAACUCAUCAAAAACAAGGGCAACAUCAUCAUGACUUCGUCUAUUUGUUCCCUGAUCGGUUUUCCGUCGCUCGUAGCCUAUUCGGCCGCCAAAGCUGGCUGCGACAAUCUGAUGAGGAGUCUCGCUGGAGAGUUUGCUGCGCAAGGAGUUCGCUUGAACUGCGUCAACCCGGGUCCUGUCGCAACGGAUCUGCUGCGGAACGAGGACGAGUUCCUCACGGCUUUGAGCAGCUCCGAUACUACGCCUCCAACUCCUUUGGGAAGGUUCGCAUUGGCGCGAGAGGUCGCUGAGCUGAUCUCGUUCCUGGCCUCCGACGCGGGAGCGAUGAUCCACGGGGGCACGCAUGCUAUCGACGGCGGUAUUACCGCUUUCAUCAAGAUGCCGUCAUGA